GGCGGGCGUGAUUUAUGUGAGUCGUUGUCGGUUGUGGUGACAGUGAUUUUUCAAAAUUUCCGAGAUUGUUUUGAGUUUCGACGAGUCAAAAUGAACGAAUUACCGGUGGCGCUGAACUUUACCGACCGUCCUGAUAACAAUAAUAUCCAUCCACACAUUCUGACAUCGGAUUUGCUGAACGGCGAUCUGCACAAAAUCAAAUUGGAACCAGAUGUUGGAAACUAUCCGUUGCCGUCCCUUUCCACCAAAUUGUCUCUACACACACACGCUCUAUCUCCGUCUCCCAACUACAGCCUGAGCAACGGCCACGUCAGCGUCCUCAGCCAGCACAGCAACGCUUCCCACUCUUCCACCGAAGCAGCGGAAGAGGAAGUCCGAGCCGCCAGCACCAGCUCCGGCCACUCUCCCCAACCCCAGCCCUCGUCUUCGACCACAUCCACCACUUCGAGCAAUUCCCUAACCAAGCCUCCUUACUCCUAUGUGGCCCUGAUAGCCAUGGCCAUCAACUCGUCCCACAUGAAGCGCGCCACCCUAUCGGAAAUAUACUCGUACAUAACCUCCAAGUUCUCGUUCUACGAGAAGAACAAAAAAGGGUGGCAGAACUCGAUCAGGCACAACCUCAGUUUGAACGAGUGUUUCGUUAAAGUACCGAGAGAGGGUGGUGGUGAAAAGAAGGGGAAUUUCUGGACGUUGGACCCGCAGUUUCAGGAUAUGUUCGAGAACGGGAACUACCGGAGGCGCAGGAGGAUGAAGCGGCCGUACCGGGCGGGUCAGCCGUACCCCAAGGCGUUCUUUGGAGAGGCGUUGGGUCAUCAGAGCUUGGCGCCGCUCACGAGGAACAUCUUCACCACUCCGCCCACCUAUCCGCCGCCAUACUCGAGGUACGAUCCUACCUGGUUGGGGCAGAGUCAUCAGCUGGCGUCGUAUAGUACCUGUAAUACGACGGGAUAUCCGCAGCAAGGUUACCCCCCGCCAGCCACCUUCAGUCCGUGCAGCGUGCGGCAAGAGGCAGCCACCCGCUAUCCCUACUGGCCCCCCUCUGACAGUGAGUACACCCCCGUGUCCCAUAGUUCCCCCCCAACUGACUCUCAGCUCCUGUUCCAGUGGUGACAACCAUCAAGAGCGAGCCGCCCGCCUCCGCAGCAACCGUUCCGGACAAUUCCAUGUUCGUGGCUCCGUACUUCCCGUGAGCGGCGCUUCCUGGUGGUGACCACAAAAAGAAACUCGACGAUGGGGGAGAGGGGUCAGGGUCAAGGUGGCAACAACGAGGUUUGUUCGAUUGGUCGAGACGUUUUUUGAAGACGAGGAACUUGUAAUAUGAUUGAAUAUACCUGUAUAUGGUGUUGUUUUUUGAGAUAUCGAAUAAGAUUUUUGUCCUGUUAUUGAGGAUUUUGUCCCACUGUAUGAAAUACAGGGUGCCUCAAUUUUUACGGACUAAGGAAAAUAGUUUUUGUCCUACUAUUAGGGAUAUUGGCCCACUGUGUAAAAUAGAGGGUGCGUCAAAUUAUAUGAACUAGAUCAUUGAAUAAAGAGACUAACGAAAGAGAUAUAAUAAAAUUAGUGCCGUUCUAUUCUUUUAAAUAUUUUAAAAUAUAAAAUAAAAUAACGUGAGAAAUUUGUUGGUUUUGUUUUACGUUGUCUGAGCUAGCAAAAUGAGCUAAAUGCUUUACCUAGACCGUUAUUCAGAAGCUACAACUAACAAACGCUAGUUCUGUAAAAAGCUACAGCAAAAUAAAUAAAUUAAUCUAAAACUUUUUUCAUAUUAUUUAAAAACAGAAGCUUAGAUUUAACAAACAAGGAUAUACAGGGUGCAAGUGAAUAACUGCUAGAAGUAGCUUUUUCUCUAUAUCUAUAUCUCAAAAAAUAUCACCCGAUAAGGUACACAAUUUUUUGAAUACAUAUACAUAGUGUAUGUGAAAAUAAUUUUGAUUCAAGCUAUUUGGGGACCUAAUUUUUUUUAUCUUCGUAUUUAUUUUCAACUAUACCGUCCAAAUAUUUUACAUAAUAUAUUUCUUCACUACUUACCUGUUUUGUUUUAUAAUGGUUUUAAAUAACAAUUUUCAAUCGAUUUAAAAAAUAAUAUUUCGAAGAUACAGUACCAUAUAAUGGGAAAAAAAAGGGCAUCAGAGAUGGCUUGGAAAUGAAGAUGUUAUUUUAUAUGUAUUAUAUAGGAAAUGUCAUCAAUCGUCGUUUCUAAGCCAACU
Molecule: messenger RNA, 2204 nt
Organism: Sitophilus oryzae (rice weevil)
Lineage: Eukaryota; Metazoa; Arthropoda; Insecta; Coleoptera; Curculionidae
Product: forkhead box protein S1-like
Exons: 4
Coding region: 91-1110 (339 amino acids)
Biological process (GO): cell differentiation; anatomical structure morphogenesis; regulation of transcription by RNA polymerase II
Molecular function (GO): RNA polymerase II cis-regulatory region sequence-specific DNA binding; DNA-binding transcription factor activity, RNA polymerase II-specific
Source: RefSeq, a predicted model, not a curated record